Eremomyces bilateralis CBS 781.70 is the source of this 1152-nucleotide messenger RNA. RefSeq lists its product as uncharacterized. Lineage: Eukaryota; Fungi; Ascomycota; Dothideomycetes; Eremomycetales; Eremomycetaceae. The record is from RefSeq and is a predicted model, not a curated record. The transcript is spliced from 4 exons. The coding region runs from base 1 to 1152 and encodes 383 amino acids.
AUGGCUCCGAAGUCAUCCAAGCGGAAGCACAUCGACCAUGACGAAGUCGCGUCAGGAACGGUCGCAUCGACGCGAUCAUCCGCCCAUGAACGCGUAAAGAAGCGCAAGAAGCAGGAUGCUACCCGAAAAAAUGAAUCCAUACAGUCUAAAUCGAUCGUCUCAGCCAAAGAAUCAAACAAAUCAAGCGCCCCAGAACCCACCUUCCGACGACCGUUCUCUCCUCCCACCGUUGCGCAUAAGAAGACUACAAAUUCCUACUUAACCCAAAAGACCCGCUACAUCCCACAGUCCACCCUCACGUCGAAAUGGGCACCACUCACCACUCCUGCACAAAACGCAGUAAAGACGCUCCUCGCGUCGUCGGCACGGACGGUGAUCCAAUCACAACCACAGAACCGGCAAAAGGAGGCCGACGAUGUGCUUCGAGGCGUGUUGAAGAAGCUCGAGCGACAAAUUCCACGAAUACCGUUUCCGAAAGGGCGCGCCGGGAACAAAGGGGAGGCAUUCGUAAGAGAGAUGCUGGACAAGCGGAGAGCGGAUCUGGAAGCCCAGCUGACGAGUGUGGAACAUGCGAUGCUGUUGGUGGAGGAGGAGAUAGGGAGGGAAGAAGAGACGUUGGAGGUCGAGAGGGAGGCGUUGGCGAGUUUGGAGAAGAAUGAGAAGGCGGAGAUACGGACGUGGAAGGCGGAGGAGCGGAGGAUUCCUCUUGAUCUUCGAACUUUCUUGGAACCGAGCAGCAUGGUGCCGGAGAUGCUUGGCGACAAACCACUUCCGCCUGCGAAAAUUGUGCGCGGGCGCGAUUACUGCGCACUCGACACAUAUGUUGCGAAGGAGAAUAAUGAUCCGAACUUGGCUCCGAUUCUGCAGCAACUGCAAAGCCAUUUGGAUAGCCUGCAUGCGAACAGCGAACAGGUCCAAGACAUCUCCAACACCAUCGACCGCGCACAGGCAUCGCUGGAGGAAGUCAUGUAUCAGACGAAAGGCGAAGACGCUCUAUUGGGCUGGAUUGGUUCGAUAGGGACGACCAAGAAGUCGCACAAAGGACUAGGAUUUGUCCCAGGACUUUCUAGUAUUGCAUUGGGAUAUCAAUAUAUCGGCGCAACCGAAGCACUGCAUUUGGGUGGCUGCAUGGCGUGUGGGGUGUGGUCCUAG